AUGAUGAUGAUGUUGUUACAUGACACCGAGACAUGGACUCUGAAGGCUGAUAUGAUCAAUCGCCUAGAGACGUUUGAGAUGUGGUUGUAUAGAAGAAUGCUGAGUAUACCUUGGACAGCAAUGCAGAUCAACGAAGCUGUGUUACAUAGAGCAAAUGUAGUUCACACAGCCUACAUAUUAGAAGUUAGGGACAUCAUUGUUUCACCACCAGCCACAGAGAGGUAUGAAAAAUUAAAAUCAGAAUUAAUUAAGAGACUUAGUGCAUCACAGCAACAAAAGAUUAAAAGACUACUCGAGCAUGAAGAACUGGGCGAUCGAAGACCUUCGCAGUUCUUACGACAUUUACAGUCUUUAGCAGGCACAACGGUACCAGAAAAUAUUGUAAGGUCUCUGUGGUUAGGUAGACUGCCAGCGUCUACACAGGCUAUUUUAGCUACUCAAGCUAAAGCUAGUUUGGACGCAGUUGCCGAGCUAGCUGACACAAUAUCUGAAGCGAUAGCUCCUAGGGCCCACAUUUCAGAAGUUUCUAACGCUCUUGAAAGUACCAUAGAGAAAUUGACAGCCGAAUUAGCUGAAAUGAAAAUCCAGCUAUCCAGCUUGUCAAAUGCUCAAGCACAAGCUAACACAUACCGUCGAAACCGCAGCAACUCAAGAGGCAGACCUUAUCCUAGAGACAGGAGCUACAGCAGGGAACGUAAUAGUGAUAUUUGUUGGUACCACUACCGUUUUGGUGACCAGGCUCAAAAGUGCUCUCCUCCGUGCAAGCACCAGGGAAACGUCGCGGGCAGUCGGUAG
This is a messenger RNA of Diabrotica virgifera virgifera (western corn rootworm), 795 nucleotides long. RefSeq lists its product as uncharacterized. Bases 1 to 795 code for a protein of 264 amino acids. The record is from RefSeq and is a predicted model, not a curated record. The transcript has 2 exons. NCBI's taxonomy places the organism in Eukaryota, Metazoa, Arthropoda, Insecta, Coleoptera, Chrysomelidae.